AUGCCUUCGGUGCUGGUCGAGACAGUGUGCCCAAUACCAUUAUCGUUACCGAAUCACGCGAGUCCGGUCAUGGAUUCCUCAGGUGCGUCUGGCGCAGACAAGAAGCGCAAUAAGCUUGGAUACUCUCGGACGUCAGUCGCAUGUGGUCAGUCUAUUUUUCAUCCUCCGCUUUGCGUGAUGCACUGCCGUCGACGCAAGAUCCGAUGCCUGGUAUCAGCAGACGACAGUGAAGGCCGCUGCGAGAACUGCAUCCGACUCAGAAAAGAAUGCCAGUUUUACCCUGUAGACCAACAACCACCGACUGAUCGCAAAGCGCGGCCCGGAAAUACGCCGACGUCGUCCGCCGAUCCUUCAAUAGCUUCAUCAUCGCCACCCUCGGCGGUUUUGGGAGGAGCAGGAGGAGCAGCAGGGGGACCCAUAGACCCCAACGAUAUCUACCAUUACCAGAUAACCAGUGCGACGACGCCCGAGAUGGCUGCGACAGCUUUUCAUCCGUCGGGGUUUUCGGUGGCUCCUAUGGGGGCUUUCUCUGCCACUAAUAACGCUGUUCCUCACCCAGAACUUGUCCCUAGCCAAACGAUUGACCCAAACGCCUCUUGGGAGCAUCCCGCAAUGGGAAACCCAGCGCAGAUGAUGUGGACAACACCACAGGGCCAAAUACUCGCAGCAGGAGGAGCACCGCCUCAUCCACAAAUGCUCGGUCCAGCCGCUGCAGCACCUUAUACAGUACAACUAGACGGGACAUUGUGGCCUGCACCACCGCAACGCGCCAUGACGAUUCCUUCUCAGGCGGAUAUAUAUUCUCAUCCUCCUCCCCAGGGGCAUCCGGGGUUUGCAUCGAGCAUACCCCCCGAAUUGAAACGAAGCAUGACCAGUCCUGCCGUCUCACGUUCUCAAAUUUCCCCUUUGCAAAGUCCCGCGACAUCGCAAAUGCAGGUUCCAGUGAAUUACUCGAGCCCGCCAAUUGCAUUCCAACAGCAUCAGCCGCCGCCACCGCGGCAGCCAUGGAGUAAUAUGAACACCAUACCGAUGGGUGAUGGCAGUUAUGCAACGAUGUUUGCUGCUCCCCCUGAUCAGUUCCCCAUGGGUCAACAUCCGACCACGGGGCCGUAA
Talaromyces atroroseus is the source of this 1113-nucleotide messenger RNA. RefSeq lists its product as hypothetical. NCBI's taxonomy places the organism in Eukaryota, Fungi, Ascomycota, Eurotiomycetes, Eurotiales, Trichocomaceae. Gene Ontology annotation, molecular function: zinc ion binding; DNA-binding transcription factor activity, RNA polymerase II-specific. The record is from RefSeq and is a predicted model, not a curated record. The coding region runs from base 1 to 1113 and encodes 370 amino acids. Gene Ontology annotation, biological process: regulation of DNA-templated transcription. The transcript has 3 exons.